GUGGGGGCGGGCGGAGGUUUCCGAGGAGGAAGGAGCGGCCGCCAUUUUGGGAGCUUCGAGUCAACAAUAAAGGACUGAGGGUGCUGAGCGGGAGUGGCCUCCUUGAUAGGACUCGGCCGGAGCCGCGAGGCCAAGGAUUGACGUGAGUGAAUUCAGAUAUAAUUCAAGCUUGUUAGAGGGCUUUUUAAAAAUAAAAAGUUGAUUCUGUGCAAGAGAGCAAGUUACUGCUGCUUACCGUUCAGAGACUUACAGGUGCUUGCCUGCAUUGCAAUAAAGGACUCAUUUAUUGAGCAAGACAUAUUUAUCUCUUCAUUUUGGAGAGCCUAAUAAACUGUUAUUACAGUUUCUCUACUGACUUUCAAAAGUUUUGAAGUUUGAAAGACACCUUUGCAACUAAAACAGCAUGAGCACGGCCAGAACAGAGAACCCUGUUAUAAUGGGUCUGUCCAGUCAAAAUGGUCAGCUGAGGGGCCCUGUGAAGCCCAGUGGUGGCCCUGGAGGAGGGGGCACACAGACACAGCAACAGAUGAACCAGCUGAAAAACACCAACACAAUCAAUAAUGGCACUCAGCAGCAAGCACAGAGUAUGACCACCACUAUUAAACCUGGUGAUGACUGGAAAAAGACUUUAAAACUCCCUCCAAAGGAUCUAAGAAUCAAAACUUCGGAUGUGACCUCCACAAAAGGAAAUGAGUUUGAAGAUUACUGUUUGAAAAGGGAGUUACUGAUGGGAAUUUUUGAAAUGGGCUGGGAAAAGCCAUCUCCUAUUCAGGAGGAGAGCAUUCCCAUUGCUUUAUCUGGUAGGGAUAUCUUAGCUAGAGCAAAAAAUGGAACAGGCAAGAGCGGUGCCUACCUCAUUCCCUUACUUGAACGGCUAGACCUGAAGAAGGACAAUAUACAAGCAAUGGUGAUUGUUCCCACUAGAGAACUUGCUCUACAGGUCAGUCAAAUUUGCAUCCAGGUCAGCAAACACAUGGGAGGGGCCAAAGUGAUGGCAACCACCGGAGGAACCAAUUUACGAGAUGACAUAAUGAGGCUUGAUGAUACAGUGCACGUGGUGAUUGCUACCCCUGGGAGAAUCCUGGAUCUUAUUAAGAAAGGAGUAGCAAAGGUUGAUCAUGUCCAGAUGAUAGUAUUGGAUGAGGCAGAUAAGUUGCUGUCACAGGAUUUUGUGCAGAUAAUGGAGGAUAUUAUUCUCACGCUACCUAAAAACAGGCAGAUUUUACUAUAUUCCGCUACUUUCCCUCUUAGUGUACAGAAGUUCAUGAAUUCCCAUUUGCAGAAACCCUAUGAGAUUAACCUGAUGGAGGAACUAACUCUCAAAGGAGUAACCCAGUACUACGCAUAUGUAACUGAGCGCCAAAAAGUACACUGCCUCAACACACUUUUCUCCAGGCUUCAGAUAAACCAGUCGAUCAUUUUCUGUAACUCCUCUCAGCGAGUUGAAUUGCUAGCCAAGAAGAUUUCUCAACUGGGUUAUUCUUGCUUCUAUAUUCAUGCUAAAAUGAGGCAGGAACAUCGAAAUCGUGUAUUUCAUGAUUUCCGAAAUGGCUUAUGCCGCAAUCUUGUUUGCACUGAUCUGUUUACCCGAGGUAUUGAUAUACAAGCUGUGAAUGUGGUAAUAAACUUUGAUUUCCCAAAGCUGGCAGAGACCUAUCUCCAUCGUAUUGGAAGAUCAGGUCGCUUUGGUCAUCUUGGCUUAGCCAUCAACUUGAUCACAUAUGAUGAUCGCUUCAACCUGAAAAGUAUUGAGGAGCAGCUGGGAACAGAAAUUAAACCUAUUCCAAGCAACAUUGACAAGAGCCUGUAUGUGGCAGAAUACCACAGCGAGCCAGUAGAAGAUGAGAAACCUUAACAAGCAUGCUUUGACAAACUUACAGAAGGCUCGUUUGGAUCUGUGACACAUCGUUUUGGGGGGAAUGCUCUUCUCUUUGUGGGUUUUUCAUCUUUUAUUUUGGAACUAUGAAGACUUAAAGGAGCUCAGACAUUUUUUCUUUUUUUAACUGGUGAAGAGAAAAAGGCUGAAAAGAAGGAAUAUACCUUUUUGUUCCACUUGUUUGCACUGUGUGCUGACUGAACAUUAGUUGCACUAACUGCUGGUUUUUAAAAAUGUUUUCUGGGGAAAGGGGACAAGGAAGGAAAAGAAAGAAGAGAAGGGGAGAAACCCUAAAAAGAGAAGAAUCUUAAUGAACACACAAGCUUGUCUAUGAUUUCAAAGUUCUCCAACAGCUGACUCUUGAGUGCAUUUCAACUUCUCCCUGAUUACUCAUCCGUUUUUUAAGCCUGAAGAGCUUAUUACUUAUUUGUGCGAAGUGCCUUAUGCUAUGAGACCAUUCAGAAUAUCAUCUUUUAGACAGCCCAAGGAAUCAACAAUAAUAACUCUUUCUUUCCUUUUUCUUUUUCUUUCAGAAAAUUUUGUCUUUUCAUUUGGUUUCAAGUUGAAGUCUCUUCCCUUUCUACCCAAUACUCAAGCCCAGGGCUAGAAGAUGAAACUUCCUAGUAAUGUUAAACACCAUUUUCUUUUUCUUUAUGUGGAGGAGUUGAUAAUGCAACUGCAGUUCAUCCGCACUGUAAAUACAUGUAUUUAAAAAACAAUCCCAAGUAAAAAUUUCUUCUGGGCUGAGUAGAUAAAAUAUCAUCGCUCCCAAAGGAAAGAGCAGUCUAUCAUUGCAGGAGCCAUAUGACAAGCCUUUGUGCUCUAUAGCAGACACUAAAGACUGGUUUACACGCGCCUCCAGUAGCAGUAUGGCACUUGAUGUGUAGACAUGUCAGAGCCUUGAGCCUCUUUCCUCUGUGGCAAAGCGUGUCCCAUAGAAAAUUGGGUGUGUAUACUUGUAUAAACUUUGUAAAUAAGUUUUUUUCUGGGUUCAUAUAUAUAUAUAUACAUAUAUAUAUUUUUUUUUGGAUGAAGGUUGCUGGGAUUAAGGGGAUUAGAGUGAUUAUGGGAGCAGCUAAAGAUGAGAGGGGCUCAGUUUUACGCAACACUAAAUUCUAGAAAGUACUUCUUGUUGUAGAGAGCAGAUUUCUAUGGUACCCUGUGUUAGUAAAGGGACGCAGGAAUCUGGGGUGUACUGUCUGCUGCCACGCUAUCUCAUCUAGUACCUUUGGAGUAGGUUGACCAGAGAGAGCAAGGAAGCUUCAAAACAUUGAUAAUUGAAGAUUUUUUUUAGAAGCUCUGAUUUUGCUUCUUCCCCCUUUGUAAAAGUUUGCGGAAUAUUUCAAGCUCUGCGAAAGGGGGCAAAGAUUAGUCUACCUUGCAGUGUGGGAAUUCUGUUGAGUGGCAGUGUCGUUGAGUAGUAUAUAUAUAAAGCACAGAUUUGCAUUUCAGAAUAUUAGCCAGUACCGGCUUUGGUAACGUUAGCAGUUCUGGAGCUUAAUUUUCUGUGGAUCAUUUCCUGUAGUGUGUAAAUGUGUUGCCCUCUGCCCACCUUGAUACAUAAACUUGCAGGAAUGGGCAACCUAAGAGCUGUUAACUUUCAUGCUACAGAAAGCUGCUUGCCAUUCUCUUGCGUUGUGACAAGAGUUGUUUUCUGUCAUUUUGCACUGUAAAUUGCUGGCAAAUGCUUUACAGUCAAUAGUGUUGCUUUAAAUUGUGCCCCUCCCAACAUGCUUGAUGUUUGGCCUGAUCUCCAGGCAAAAGGAGUGAGAUAAAUCAAAACCAGUGAACUUUUUUUUUUUAAAUGUUUUUAAUUCCCUUUUAACCCAGUGUACUAAGUCAAUCAGGAGGCAUCGGGAAAGGGGGAAAACAAAAAACAAAAAAAAAUUGAUUUCUAUAUUUCAUUGUUUUUCAAAACCCUAAAAUAUUACAAAAUAAGUCCAGCCAUAUACAUUAACGUUUGAACUCUUCUGGACAAAGAAAUCAGUUACUUGAAGUUGCUUUUUUGACUCUGCCUACUGCUGAGCAAACUUAUUUGUGACACCCACAAUUACUUGGAGAUCAAAAUCCUACAGAUGCCUCCUGAUUGGACAGAGCCCUAAUUCCUUAACAACUGUAGCAAGAGCUGCGCGGUACAAACCCAAAAAGAGCAAGCUCAUCUAUUUGGAAUCCAAGUCUCAUACAUUCUGUCCGGUCAAUUUUGGUUACUAAAUAGAAACCCUAAUUAAGGAAAUAACAUUUUUCCAGGGAGGGGUGGGAGAGGGAAUUUAAAAGGUGUCAACUUUUGACCAAAAAAAUCUUGCCCUUGUACUGAUGCAGCUCUCUUUCUCCCCCACCUCUUGCGAGAUAAGAGGGAUCAUUCAUAUAGAAAAAAAGAGUGUAAAUGCAAUUCUGUAUCUCGCUAGAGACCAUGUGGGUGACUAAACAAAAAGUGCAGUCUCCUUUGCCAACUUUAGACUGCUCUACCUGGUGCCACAUGCCUGUGGGUCCCUCUUAAAGCACAGACUUAAAAUUGCAAGUAUUACUGAAGUAUAGCCUCUAAUGAGGAGUGGCACUUAAACUAUCUGGGACACCACCACUGGACACAGUCUUGUAGAGGCAGCUGUCCAGUUUUGGUGUUGACUCUUGAAUAGGAAUUGUGAAAUGGAAAGAUGCUCUAAGGACUAGGUCAAAGCCUGGUCUUUUCUUUUUUUUCUUUUUUGGUCCCUCAUAAUAAGCAUUGUUACUGUUGGAAGUUGUUUUUGCUUCUUUCCAAUAUUGGGUAUGUAUUUUUUUAAGGUAAUGGUAAUAUUUUCCAGUGGCUCAUUUGGAUGAGAACUACCCCCUAUUUUUAAUACUAAAACUACAACUCAUGGUUUAGCCUUUGGUUGUAUAGUUGUGUAAUGGGCCAUGGACUGUUACACACCUUGCCAACUUUAGGCCUAUGUUUUUCCUUUCCCCGUAUAUUCUAAUGGGGAUAUAAACUUUUGCCUUUCCCUUAGGAGUGGAAUAAGUUUAUUCUAAAAUGAUCUUUCAUGGAAGUAAGGGAGAGGGAAACCUAAAUAUACCUCUUAAAUUAUUUCAAGUUGGUCCCAGCAGUAUAAAAUGGGUUGGCCCCAAAGGGUUGGGGGGUGGGCUUGGUUAUCAGUAUUUGUUUUCAGAAUGAGAUGGGAGCAUCUUUCCUUUGCCACAUGCUUUGUGCUUGAUACCAUCAUGCUUGGUUCAAACAAGACAACACAGCCAAAGCCUUGAGUGUAAGUUUUUGGAAUCAAAACAUCUCAUUCUGAUGACUUUUUUUGUUGUUGUUUUUUUUUGUUUUUGUUUUUUGGGGUUUUUUGUUUUGUUUUUAAUUAGGGCGGGAGGGAGGGUACUUUGCCCCCAAAAGGGAGGGUGUCUGCACUAAGGAUUUAGAAACACUUUGGAAGCUCAUAACCUCAUCAGAAACUGCCUUUAGCCACACUCCUGACCUUCUAGAUGAGUAACAAAAAGUGAAAUAAGUUCUUGGGAAUUAAGCCAUGUUGUUUUAAGUUGCUAUUUUUUCAGUGUUCUAGGGGGUCUUUAAAUUUGUUACUGUGGAAUCAUUUUCUUGCCAAAUACCUUUAUCAAAAUUAUUGGCCUCGUGAGAGCUGAAGUAAGUCAGCUUUUUGGUGAACUUCAGUGGACUUCUGUGAGGUUGUAGGUGUACUUUGUAUCUCUAAAAAUAGUUUUUUAAAACUCCCAAAGAAAAUCUACUCUCCUUUGUGAUCUAAAAACUCAUCUUUGGGGUAAAGAGUUAAGUGUCCAAAGGUUGUCAUAGUUCAUGAGGUCAGAGGGAGCUAGCCUGGCACCUGGACUCUGCCCCUCCACAGCUGACAGGUUCCAACAGAAGUGUAUUUAAAUUCUCCAGUAGACAGUGCUGGGCAAGGGAGGGGGUAGGGCUGGGUUAUUAAGAUACAGACAGGCUGCUGUAUUUUAACCAUUGGUUAUGGGGGAUGGGGCGCCUGGAGAAAACAAAGUCACUGUUCCCUUUUUUGAAACAAAGGAAAAGAAUUUGUUUUUUUCUCAAGUAAAAAUGGUAGAGAAUUCCAGUGUCCCUAGCCACAAGGGACCAACCAGUUCCACUGAGAAGUGAACAGUGGGAACUCAAAAUUUCUGAAACAUUGGGGAAAGGGAAAAUUGGCUUUCUGUUAAUUGGCAGAUGUUCCAGUGGGGCUGUGUUUUUGUUGGGAUGUGUUAUGUUGUAUGUACUCAUGGAUCACAGUCUGCUGAGUUUAUAAGGUUCAAAAAACAUGGUAAAAUCUUGAUUUUUGUUAAUUUAUCUCAAUAAAAGCCCACUGGAACUCCA
Molecule: messenger RNA, 6179 nt
Organism: Sapajus apella (tufted capuchin)
Lineage: Eukaryota; Metazoa; Chordata; Mammalia; Primates; Cebidae
Gene: DDX6
Product: DEAD-box helicase 6
Exons: 14
Coding region: 404-1855 (483 amino acids)
Biological process (GO): cytoplasmic stress granule assembly; P-body assembly
Cellular component (GO): P-body; cytoplasmic stress granule
Molecular function (GO): ATP binding; RNA helicase activity; mRNA binding
Source: RefSeq, a predicted model, not a curated record